This is a messenger RNA of Salvia splendens (bonfire salvia), 450 nucleotides long. RefSeq names its product cilia- and flagella-associated protein 251. Lineage: Eukaryota; Viridiplantae; Streptophyta; Magnoliopsida; Lamiales; Lamiaceae. The record is from RefSeq and is a predicted model, not a curated record. The transcript is spliced from 5 exons. Bases 1 to 450 code for a protein of 149 amino acids.
AUGAAAUUCUUGUUCAGAAGAAAAAGGAGGUCGAAGAAUAAGCCAACUGCAACUAAAUUUAAGGUGUGGUGUGGUGUGGCUCCCAACGAUAAUAAUAAUAAGGUUGACACAAACAGGCAGGAAGCUGCCUUCUCCCGCUAUCAGGAAGCCCCUGAGGUGCCUGUUGAGUCGCCUGAGGCUGCAGCAGCAGAGACAGUGCCACAGGAGAAGAAAGAUGGGGAUGAAAACAAGGAGACUACUACUUUGUGGGAUGAGGAAGGAGUUCCAGUUGAGGCAAAGCCAAAGGAGGAGAAAAAAGAGGUAGCAGAAACAGUUGAAGUAAAGGAUGAAGAAAAAGAGGCAGUAGAAACUGUUGAAGUAAAGGAGGUAGAUGGAAUUGAAGCACCCAAGGAGAAGAAAGAGGAAGUAGGAACCCAUGCCGUGCCAAAGGAGGAUAAGAAAGAAGAGUAG